This is a messenger RNA of Homalodisca vitripennis (glassy-winged sharpshooter), 460 nucleotides long. Its product is annotated as 4-nitrophenylphosphatase-like. Bases 125 to 460 code for a protein of 111 amino acids. The transcript is spliced from 4 exons. Lineage: Eukaryota; Metazoa; Arthropoda; Insecta; Hemiptera; Cicadellidae. Gene Ontology annotation, molecular function: phosphatase activity. Gene Ontology annotation, cellular component: cytoplasm. The record is from RefSeq and is a predicted model, not a curated record.
UCGUACAAAACUAGUCGCAGUCCAGUCAGUUAUCUAUUGACCUACUCAACCUGUGGAGUAUUCGGACAGUCCUAAUCUAUCGACGGUUUAAAGUUAUCAGAAAAAGCGUCUUCACAAGCAAAAAAUGGCGUUAAAAGCUUUAUCAAGUUUAUCAUCAGAUGAAUAUGAGAACUUCCUGAAUUCUUUCGACACUGUAUUGACAGACUGUGAUGGUGUACUCUGGGUUGAGGACGAACUCCUACAAGGUUCCCCGGAAGUAAUUAACGAGUUUAAAAGAAUGGGUAAAAAAGUGUUUUUUGUUACAAACAACAGUACGAAAACAAGAAGUGAAUUUCUCGAUAAAUUCAGAUCUCUUGGCUUCAACGCAAAAAAGCUUACAUGGGCAGCAAUAACUAACAACCUGACCAUCGCAUCAGAAACACAGUCGAUGACUGAAAGGGCGAGUCCAGUAGGGAUGUGA